Oryza brachyantha (malo sina) is the source of this 4452-nucleotide messenger RNA. Its product is annotated as disease resistance protein Pik-2-like. The record is from RefSeq and is a predicted model, not a curated record. The coding region runs from base 1 to 4452 and encodes 1483 amino acids. The transcript has 3 exons. Gene Ontology annotation, molecular function: ADP binding. Gene Ontology annotation, biological process: defense response to other organism. NCBI's taxonomy places the organism in Eukaryota, Viridiplantae, Streptophyta, Magnoliopsida, Poales, Poaceae.
AUGGCAGAGCUCGCCAUUGGUAUUUCCAGGACAGCGAUUGAGGCGUUGGUGAACAAGUUCAACUCAGCCAUCAAGGAGGAGGAGGAUCAGUGGCAGGCUAUGCGGCGUGACCUGGUGUUCAUCACAGAUGAGUUUGAGAUGAUGCAGUCCUUCCUCAGCUCGGCCGACGGGGAGCUGGUGAAGACCAGUGUAGUGAGGACCUGGGUGAGGCAAGUGCGUGACUUGUCUUACGAUUUUGAGGACUGCAUCGAGUUCAUCCUCCAUCUGGACACAGAUAAUAGUAAGAGGUCAUGGUGGCUACGCUUGCUGCCGUCCUGGUCAUGGCAGCUGCUUAUGUGCAGCAAGGAGGGAGCAACGCGGCCCGUGGAUGAAGCAGUCACCCAGAUACAGCAGCUGAUGGCCCGCGUCAAGGACGUGAGCGAGAGGAAGAUACGCUACAGGUUCAUCGGUGACGUCCCUGGCUCCCUCACGCAGCAACAGAUGGUACUGUCCGGCUCCGCCAUUGGCGCACCAGGAUUUGACAUCCUUGCCGAGGCAAGGGACACCGCGGCAAGGCGCACGGGUGCAGUUGACCUCAUCAAGCUCAUCACCGAGAAAAGCGGCGACGAUCAUCUUCUUCGAGUGAUCUCGCUGUGGGCAACUGGGGACGACCUUGGGACCGUCUCCAUCAUCAGGAAUAUGUAUGAUGAUCCAAGGAUAAAGGACAGCUUCAGGUGCCGUGCCUGGGUGAAGGUAACGCAUCCUAUCAAUCCCCAUGAGCUCGUCAGGAGCUUGGUGGUUCAGUUCUACGCAAACUACUCUUGCCAAGAACCUCUUGGAAGAGAUGCCCUGUCGUGGCUUCUUCUAAAAUACAAAAGGCAGAGAGAUGCUCUGUCGUGGACGGAGACGUCCGCGGGGGAUCUUGUCAAGGAGUUUCUGCGGCAGGUUGAGACACAUCGGUACCUCAUCAUCCUGGAAGACCUGUCCAGCGUGGUGCAGUGGGAUGCCAUCAGGCCGUACCUGCGGGGAAGCAACAACAGAAGCCGUGUCGUUGUGUCGACUCGCAACCAUGAAAUCGCAAGCUUGUGCACGGGGAAGCCUUACCGAGUAUCGGAGCUGCAGCGGAUCUCGCUCAAUCAGUCUAUCUGCGUCUUCUUCAAUUCGGGUAUUGUACCCGCCAAAGGGAGCACCACCAUCCCAACACAGGAAUCUAUCGACCGUCGUUGUCUGGGGAAGAAUAGCCUUGUAGGGCGCGAUUUGGAAGGCGAGAAACUCUUCAAGCUGAUAAAGGAUCGACCUCACACCGAGAAACCUCACGUGGUCUCCGUGUGGGGAAUUCCUGGUUCAGGGAGGACAGCUUUGGUCUCCGAUGUCUACGACCGCUGCUGUUAUAACAAGCUGUUUGAUCGUCAGGCGACAGUCAGCAUCCCCCAGCCGUACAAUCUCAUGGGUUUUUGCCGGUGCUUGCUACUGUCUGGCUUGGCUUCAUCAGUCCAACCCCAAAAUCCCAUCCGACAGUGCUGUGAGGUUCUGCAUGCGGAUCGGUGCCUUGUAGUUAUUGAUGAGGUGCAGUCUAAGGAAGACUGGGACUCCAUCAAAGAUGCUGGCUUCAUAUCUGCAAAAUGUAAAAGUUGCUUCGUUGUCAUUACGACUGAAGAGAGCGUCGCCACACACUGCGCAGGGGCAGACGAUCUAGUGUGCAGCAUCAGAUGUCUCCCAUCUAAGGCAGCCUUUGAUCUCUUUCUGCAGGCAUAUCAGGAACAUAAUAGGAACUCGUUUGAGGAACAAGAGUUUCAGAGCAAUAAAGACUCGUUUGAAGAACAAGCAUUUAGUUAUAUUUUUGGAGGCGUUGAACAGGACAAACAAGCGUUUCAGAACGAUGGAAACUCGUUCGAAGGACAGUCAGUUAGAAACAAUGGAAACUCAUUUGAAGAACAUGCAUAUCAGGAACAUAAUAGGAACUCGUUUGAGGAACAAGAGUUUCAGAGCAAUAAAGACUCGUUUGAAGAACAAGCAUUUAGAUAUAUUUUUGGAGGCGUUGAACAGGAAAAACAAGCGUUUCAGAACGAUGGAAACUCGUUCGAAGGACAGUCAGUUAGAAACAAUGGAAACUCAUUUGAAGAACAUGCAUUUCGGAAUAUGCCAAAGUCGUUUGAAGAAGAGGCAGUCCAGAAUAAUGGAAACUCGAUCGAAGAACAGAUAUUUGAAAAUAAGGGAAAAUCAAUUGAAGAUCAGGCAUUUCAGAAUAAAGGAAGUUCGACUGAAGAAAAGGAACUUCAGAAUAGUGAAAACUUAUUAGAAGAACAGGCACUUCUGAAUAAUAGAAUCUUGUUAGAAGAACCGGUGUUUCAAAAUAAUAGAAAACUAUUUGUAGGACAGGCAUUUCCGAACAAUGGAAAUUCAAUUGAACAGACUGUUGUUGGCUGGGUUUUUGAAAUGAACAAACAGGAAGAACAUGAGUUUGAGAAUGAUGGAAGCUCGCUUGAAGAAUAUUCAUUUCGGAAUAGUAGAAGCUCGUCUCGAGAACAUGUAUUCCAGGACCAAGAUGGUGUAAACUUGUUUGAAGAAUUGGCAGUUUUCCCUGAAAGGAGCUUAUUGGGAGAGCUAGAAUUUCAGAACAAUAAUAGCUUGUUUGUUGAAGAAGAGACGUUUCAGAAUAUCAAAGACAGCAUGCCUCAGAGAGACGACCCUGAUGUAAAAGCUAUAUUAUCGAGGAGCGGAGGACUUCCCCAAGUAAUAGUUGCUUUAGCCAGAUACUUGGCCGAGCAAAACAUGUCUAACAUGGACUCAAGGGAAAGGGAAUGGCAGCGUCAGCGUCUGACAGCCAACUUCAUGCAGGAGUUACAGACCAGCCAAGAAUUUUACUGCUUACGGGGCCUGUUCGCGUGGAUGCGUGCCUACUUCUGCUCUUCUCCUCCAUCGCUCAUGAGAUCCAUGUUGUACCUCUUGAUUUUUCCUCAAGGAAAAACCUUUCGGCGAAGGCGUUUGGUGAGGCGAUGGAUCGCGGAGGGCUACGCCGAGGGCUCCGAAAGCAACAGCUUGGAGGAAAUGGGGAAGCUCUUCCACAGGCUUGCCUCCCAGAGCGUGAUACAGGAGACACCUGCGGAUGCUGCCUGCUACGAGGUCAAUGGCUUCUUCCACGAGUACAUGAUCUCGCGGCCAAUGGAGGACGGGAUUUUGUCCCCGCUGGAAGUGUCUGUGCUGGAUGGCUAUUGCUGCAGGCUAGCCACAAAGGGUGUAGGGCAACACCUGGCCGUUUGGAGCAGCUGGGACAGGAACAACACCGUGUUCGACAGCCUUGACUUCUUCCGGUUACGGUCUUUAACUGUGUUUGGUCGCUGGGAGCCGUUCUUCGUCUCCGACAAGAUGAGAGUGCUUCGUGUGCUCGACCUGGAGGAUGCAUCCAAUGUAAUUAAUGCUGAUGUCGACAAUAUUGGGAGGAUGCUACUUCGCCUCAAGUUCCUGUCCCUGAGAGGAUGCAAGGAUAUCACUUGUCUGCCGGAUUCCUUUGGUGGCCUGAGGCAUCUCCAGACUCUGGAUAUCAGAGGAACCUCCAUUGUCACUCUUUCACCUAGCAUCACCAAGCUACACAAGCUGCAGUAUGUUCGUGCCGGUACCCCUGUACCAAUCACAAACGCCAGCGCUGUUGACAUCCAAAGACCAGAAGAAGGAGCAUCGCCAUCACCACCAGCUACUCCGGUGUCCCGCUCAUUCCGGUUGCCGGAGUCGUGGAGGCGCUGCUUCCAGUGUCUUGCUGCUGAUGGCUCCCGUAACAAUGGUGGGGUUGUGGUGCCCGGAGGGAUUGGGAAAAUGGUGACCUUGCACACUCUGGGUGUCAUCGACGUCAGUGUUAGGUGGCGGCCUGUUCUGGAAGCGCUCAAGAAGCUUACCCAAUUGCGCAAGCUUGGAGUAUCUGGCAUCAACCGGAGAAACUGCCGGGAGUUGUGCUCUGCCAUCUCUGGUCUCGCCCACUUGGAAUCCGUGUCAGUGCAGCUCGAUCAGGAGAAUAGCCAAGGAUGCUUGGAUGCCAUCUCCAAGUUUCCAGAGAACCUGCAGAGCCUUAAGCUGUACGGGUAUGCACGUGCAGAUGCAGACCACGAGCUGCCAGAAUGGAUCUCGCGGCUGCGGAAGCUCAGUAAACUGAAUCUGCAGACGGCCAUGUUGCCGUCAGAUGGAGGGAGGAUCCGGUUUGGCUCAGGUUUCGACAGUCUCAUGGUUCUCCAGAUCGCUUGCCACCAGAGGUUACGCGCUGUAACAUUUCAGUCUGGAGCAAUGCCUCGUCUCGAGUGUCUGAAGCUCCGCUGCUGCAACGUCUCAUCGUUGCUGCUCUCGGGAUUAAAGGAGCUGGCCAGUCUCCAGGAAGUCUGGCUCACGGGAUCCUAUAAACAAGAAUUCAAGGAAAACUUGCAAAGCCAGAUCAACGAGCAUCACAGCAAAAUCAAACCUGUCUUGAAGGAGGAAGAUGAAUCCUGA